CUGAAACAUGUGCGUAUGGGAAAAUUUAGAAACAGACCCACUUCUCUUUCGAGCUUCGCAAUUUUCGUCUACUGAAUCUUUUGUUACAGACUCUACUGAUUAUUCCAUUUAAAGUAGACACUGAAAAUGACAUCGGAAGAAGAUUUCCCGAGAGGUGGGUCUUUGAGAAAGGCACCGCCAAGCGGCCGGUCUGCGAAAGCCAAGCACAAGAAGGAAAUACCUGAUUUAUUCAAAGUUACGUCAACUGAAACAGAAAAACCUGGAAAGAAGAGAAAGCGUAGGGAUGAGGAUGGAGUGAAACGAAAGAAACGUAAGAUGGUGGAAGUGGGUGGCAUUGAUGUGACAAAAACAGCCGAGUCGCAGAUACAGGAAUUGUCAUUUAGGAUGAUUGGCGAAGGCAUGCGAGUCCUAGGUCGCGUCAGAGCAAUCAGAGAGUACGAUAUGGACGUCGGCCUCCCUAACGGAUUGAUGGGGACUGUCCCCUUGACUGGAAUAUGCCAAACUUAUACAAAACAGCUGCAGGCACUAGCUAGCGAAGAUGAAGAGUUGGUGGAGGGCGUGCAUGGUUUAAAUGAGCUGUUUCAUGUUGGUGAUGUUGUCCGGUGUAUUGUGACUGCCGUUGUGAACAGGAAGAAGGAGAGGGAUCUGAUUCAGCUGUCGCUCGAUCCCAACCUUGUCAACCAGAAUGUUCAGACGAAAGCAUUGUCCGGUGACAUGGUGUUGUGCGGUUGUGUUGAGAGUGUUGAGGACCAUGGUUAUACUGUAGAUAUAGGCAUCAAGGGGUUAAAGGCGUUCUUAUCCUCAAAGGGUGCUGCUACAUACAUCAGAUCCAAAAAUCAAGGGAAACCGUUAUUCAUUGGGCAGUAUUUACAAUGCGUUCUCAAGAAUUACAGUGCAUUGGAGCUGAAGUCUGGCGAGACGAGAGUUGUUGGAAUUGGUGUUGACAUCAAGGCUGUUGGUGAAGCUGUGGUAUCCCCAGCUGAAGGUCGCGAGUUCCAAAGUCUUGUACCGGGGAUGAAAGUUGCCGCCACAGUAUCCAAGUCUACGCCUGCAGGACUACUUGUCAAGUUUCUCGGAAGAUAUAAAGGUUAUGUCGAAAAGAGGCACUUACCGGGGAGCCCGAUGAUGUAUGAAAAAUCACAGCAGGUAACUGCAUGCAUCCUGUAUGUCCAGCCGAUAAGCAAAGCAGUGUCGCUGUCGCUCCUGCCACACCUCUGCCAGGGGGCGUCACCCGAGUUUGAUCAACAUACUGCGUACAAGGUUGGUGACGUCAUUGAGGAAGCGACGGUCAAGACGAUUGAGAAUAAGCGAGGGGCGUGGCUCAAGUUGGAGAACAAUAUCAAAGGAUUCGUCUCGAUAAAACAAGUGAGUGAUGCCGAGACGAAAGAUGUCGCCAAAUACGUCAAGAAAGGAUCGGCCAUCAAAUGUCGCAUCACAGGUUACGAUCUUAUGGACAAUGUUGCCAUAGUAACCAUGAAACCAAGCAUUUUAAACCAGAAAUAUGUCAGUCUUAAUGACAUUGUUCCAGGGUCUUUGGUUGAGUGCACUGUGAAGAAACUAGUCAAGUUUGGUGUAGUCGUCAAGGUGACCAAUCAGAUUCGAGGCUUCAUUCCCAGCAUGCACCUUGCAGAAGUGAUGCUGAAACACCCCGAGAAGAAGUUUACCGAGGGCAAGGAAUUGAAAUGUAGGGUUCUGUCUGUUUUAUCUGAAGACAACAAGCUGAUUCUGACAAACAAAAAAUCCCUUAUCCAAACUGAGUUGCCGGUUCUUACAAGUUUUGACCAACUGGAACAGGGGCUGACCGUAGAAGGGUAUAUUGUGAAGGUGAUGUCUGCUGGAGUUGUGGUGGCAUUCUACAAUGGAGUCAAGGGUUUUGUGCCAAAGAGGGAGUUGAGCUUUGAGAAGAUUGACUAUCCCGAGAAAGUGUUCUAUUCCGGACAGGUGGUGAAAUCUCGAAUACUCAACUGGAAUGCUGAGGAUGAACGAAUAACCCUAUCUUUUAAGCUUGGAGUUGAAGACAUCACACAGUCCAGCAAACUUCGGCAAAUGAAAGGCGCCGAGAAGAUAGAAAUCGGCCAGAUUGUCGACUGCGAGGUGAAAGGGAGGAGCGACUCAGGGCUGGAUGUGUACAUAGAAGACUUGAAGAUCAAGGCGUUCAUCUCCAAGAAGCACUUGUCCGAUUUCCAGGAGAACUGCCACCUGCUUCUCAACACGUAUUCUGUUGGUGAGGUGAUCAAAGAUGCCAUGUGUCUGUCCAAGUCUGGGAGUGUUAGUUUGACGUUGAAACAUUCAUUGGUAUCAGCCAGCCAGGAGGGAAUCCUACCGAAGACUUUUGCUGAUUUGCAGCUUGGAUUGAUGUUCCCUGGUAUAGUGAAAAACACAAUGCCAUAUGGAAUAUUUGUCGAUCUACUCGGUAAUAUUUCAGGAUUGGUUCCAAAUUGGUACCUCGGUGAUGACAGGCUACCAGAAGGAACGCCACCACCAUUCCAACGACAGCAGACGCUGGUGACGAAAGUGAUUGAAGUCGAUCAUGAAAAGAAACGCUGCCUCCUGAGCUCGCGGAUGUUUGAUUGUUACCAUGGUGACACGGAUGUUGGUAUUGAGCUGCUGAGUAAAUUCCUAGAGGAAAGAAAGAAAAUAGUUGAUACAUUUCAGAAUGCUCAAAAGAAGAAAAAAAAGAAGCCCAAGUUUGGUGGUCUGAAAGUGGGUGAGCUGUGCACGGCGACUGUCACCAAGAUGACCGACCAUGGCGCCAUCUGUCAACUGGAGCGUGGAGCUAGUGGAAUAGUCACGCUACAACAUCUCAAAGAUACGGACUGCAAGCCAGGUGACAGAGUGGAAGCACUCAUCCUAUACAUUGAUACUGUGGCAAAGUGUGUCGAGCUCUCCAUCAAUCCUGGACUCAUCAAGGCCAUCAGGCAUAGGAAGGAAAACAAAUUUACUGCGAUCCGUGAGCGCCAGGAAUUGCAGACAGAAGUUGUCCUUGUCAAGGAUGAGUUUGUACUGGUGAUGUUGAAGGCUCAUGGUGCGGGAAAACUAGCCUAUCUACCAGCCAAAAGACACCUGAAUGAUGUGUUUGAGAAACCUCAAUUUGAAGUCAGCCAGAUCAACCGAGUCAUUAUCAAAAGAGUUGAAGAGGACAUGAUCCUGGCCAGCUGGUACAUGCAUGAGGAGGCACUACAGAAACGAAAUUUGAAGAACUCCUUAUCGGCACCGUCAAAAGUUGACCGACAUGACCUCAAGCUUGGUGACGUUGUCACUGGCAGAAUCAAUGAGGUCUUACCCUUCCAACUGAACAUACGUAUCGUAAGAACUCCAGCAAGAGUGUUCGUCUCGGAAGCAAGCGACGAUGUUAUUAUGGAUGGUGCUACUCCUCUUUCUGGGUUCAAGGUCAAUCAGGAGGUCAAGGUCAAAAUCAUUGGAUUCAGAGAUGUGAAGACACAGAAGAGGGUCCAGUCCCUGUCAGCUCUCAAGUUUAAGAAAUCCAUACCAGAAUGUACAUUAAAGAAAAGUAAACUUCAAGAGAUAGGUUCUCAGCUCAGUGAUGCCAUACCAAAGAAAUUCGAAGUGGGUGAUGUUGUUCCAGCUUUUUUCCAGCAUUUUGAUGGUAACUGCCUGUGGAUGAGGAUCACACCUGAAUGCAGAGGGCGAGUGUACAUCCUCAACGCAUCCUCAGACUUGGACAUCCUGAAUAAUCCUCCUAGCCAUUUUGAAAUAGGCCAUGGUUAUAAUGCUACUGUGAUCAAGGCUAAAGGAGAAUCAUUGGAAUUGUCUCUUGUUUCCAAUUACGAAGUUGUACCCGGUGCUGUAGUGAACAGUUGGAUCACAGAUGUCAAACCGUCACAUCUCCGACUCCAGCUUCCUGGAAGUCACUGGGGCAAUGUUGCCAUCACGGAUCUCGAUGACGCCUACUCUGAGAAACCGCUGGAGAACUACAAAGUCGACCAGUUUGUCAAGUGUUACAUCAAGACGUGCACCGAUGAUAGAUAUUGUACUCUCUCACUUAGGAAAUCGAGGGUUGAGUCAUCAUCUAAAGUCAAGGAUGUGGAGAUCAAGAGUUUGAGUGAUUUGCACCCCGGUACCGUCCUUAGGGGUUUCAUCAGGAGCUGCACUUCCAAGGGAGCAUUUGUGAGUUUGGCUGCUGAUGUCGUAGGUCACGUAGACGCACCAUAUCUCUCCGAGUGGUACUUCAUCGAUCUAUCGAAGGUCUUCUACACUGGAAAAGUUGUCACUGCCAAAGUCCUCAGUAUCAACGCAGAUGAGCGUAAGGUGACCUUGUCCUUGCUAGAGAAGGACACUGGAGUCGCAGAGUCAAUCGAUGAGGUAUACAAGAUAACCAAAAGAAAGGCAACUUCAAAGAAACGGAAAAUCGCCAACCAAGAUGAUGCGGCUAAACGGCUGAAACUCGCACAUGAUUCGGAUAGCGGUAUUGAUGAUCAGAAAGAUGAUGUUGGCGUGGAUUCUGAAUCCGAAGAUGAGGUGACUGAGAAGACGACGAAGUCGCGGUUGAAUCUGUCCUCGGGUUUCACCUGGGAUAAUUCCUUCAGUUUGCCGACGGUGACGUCUGGGAGAAAGGAGGAGAGCUCCGAUGAUGAAUCGGACGUGGAGCCGGAGAAAAUGGCGGUGAAGAAAACGAAGGAGGUGAAACGGGCCGAGAGGAGGGCAGAGGAAAAGAAACUUUACGAGACUGAAAAUCUUUACCUUGACAAUGAGCGUUUGCCUGAAACAGUGGAGGAUUUCGACCGACUGUGUGUCCAGUCUCCAGACAGCUCCCUAGUUUGGCUGCGUUAUAUGGCAUUCCACUUAGAGACCGCGGAGAUUGAAAAGGCACGUGCUGUGGCCGAGAGGGCGCUCAAGUGCAUUUCAUUCAGGGAAGAGCAGGAAAAGUUGAACGUCUGGGUCGGGUAUCUGAAUCUUGAGAAUAUGUACGGCACGGCAGAGACAUUGCAGACGUUGUUUCAGAGAGCCAUCCAGCACAACGAUCCUUUGAAGGUCUACCAACAGCUCAUAGCAAUUUAUGAGAAGUCCGAGAAAAUUGAGGCAGCAGAACAAUCGUACCACACCAUGGUGAAGAGGUUCAGCUUGAGGACGGACGUCUGGGUCAACUUCGGUCUAUUCUACUUCAGGAACAAUAAGCUCGAGUCGGCCAGAAAACUCAUGCAGAGAGCUUUAGCAAGUUUGAAGAGUCUCGAGAAGAAACAUCAUGUUGAGAUCAUAGCCAAGUUUGCGCAGAUGGAAUUCAAACUCGGUGAACCAGAGAGGGGCACGACCAUGUUUGAGAAUAUCCUGAGUAACUAUCCGAAGCGGACAGAUCUCUGGUCUGUUUACAUUGAUAUGUUGACAAAGAAAGGAGAUACUGAUGCAGUGAGGGCCGUGUUCGAGAGAGUCAUCAACCUGAGCGUUUCGGCUAAACGAAUGAAGUUCUUCUUCAAGAAAUACUUAGACUUUGAGAAGAAAUUUGGAACUGAGGAAUCAGUGGCUGAAGUGAAGCAAAAGGCAUUGGAAUAUGUAGAAACUAAGGCAACGGAGUUGGAUUUAUGAAAAUUGUACAUGUAAUUUCAUAGUUGAAGUGGACACUUCAAGAACUCUGUUACCAACAUUUGUGAGUGUUGGCCUAUAGCACUGUAAUAUGUCAUAUGUAAAUUUAGAAUGAAUAAAGAACUAAAUUCUACAUUUUAAAUCUGUUUCUUUUUUCUACUGCAUUCUCCAUCUUAGAUGGAUAGUCCUGUCUUGAUGAUGAGUGCUGUUGUCUGCCGUAAUUCGUCAUGGUCACCGCAGAACUGGCCCCGAGGCAUGUUUCAGAUGGUCAGAACUCCCUCAGGCCUGCUAGUUCGGGGCAUUUUGUCAGGAUUUUGACAGUCAUUGGCUUGGUGUGUCAGGUGCCGACGUUGUGCUUUCCUUCUUCACCUAAAUGCUGUCAUUUUUGCUGUCCUGACUGCAGAGGUCGAACAACAUGGAGCAGGUUACCAGUGAGGUAGCCAGGGUUGUUCCUCCUCUUGUAGCGAAAUGUGAAAUGUUAGAACAUUGAAAUAUCUUGGAC
Molecule: messenger RNA, 6040 nt
Organism: Lineus longissimus
Lineage: Eukaryota; Metazoa; Nemertea; Pilidiophora; Heteronemertea; Lineidae
Product: protein RRP5 homolog
Exons: 35
Coding region: 127-5541 (1804 amino acids)
Biological process (GO): rRNA processing
Cellular component (GO): nucleolus; nucleus; small-subunit processome
Molecular function (GO): protein binding; RNA binding
Source: RefSeq, a predicted model, not a curated record